ACCACCGCCGCCGCCGCUGCCGCCGCCGUCGCUGCCCCGCCCCGCCGGGUGCCUCGCCGCCGCGGCUGCUCCAUGGAGGCCGACGGCGAGGCCGAGGCUCGGCUCCUCUUGCAGGAGGCUCGGGAGAGCAUCGAGGCGGCGCGGAGCUACCGGCGGGAGCUGGAGCAGCGGCUGCGGGGACUGCACCAGGCGCGGAAGCAGAUCAGAGAAAGUGCAACAUUGACCAGAGAUGUACUUGAGCAACAUUUUAAUGAUUUGAAAGGGACCCUAAAGAAGCUGUUGGAUGAGCGACUGAUGUCACUGCUGCAGGAAGUGGAUGCUAUAGAACAAGACAGUAUCAAACCCUUGGAUGAAUGCCAGAAGCUAAUAGAGCAUGGAGUCAGUACAGCUGAUGAUCUGCUUCGGGAAGGAGAGAGUGCAGUCCAUGGAGAUGUGGGACAACAGAAUGAGAAACUUUGCAGCUUUACAAAAAAAGCUUUACAUAUUCAGCUAGAUAGCUUACCAGAAGUGCCCUCCUUGGUUGACGUGCCUUGUUUAUCUGCCCAGUUGGAUGACUGCCUUCUUACUAUAUUGAAAAAUCAAAUAUUCAGACAUGGAACUGUGGCAUCUCGACCACCUGUACAGCUAGAGGAAUUCGUUGAGAAGCCUGGAGGUAUUUUAGUCCGAUGGUGUAAGGUGGAUGAUGACUUCAUACCACAAGAUUACCGACUGCAAUAUCGUAAGAGUACUGCCAGUCACUUUGAAGAUGUAUAUGUUGGCUCGGAGACAGAGUUCAUAGUGCUGCAUAUUGAUCCUAAUGUUGAUUACCAGUUCAGAGUCUGUGCCCGAGGAGAUGGACGGCAAGAGUGGAGUCCAUGGAGUGUUCCUCAGAUCGGCCGUACCACGCUAGUUCCCCAUGAAUGGACAGCUGGUUUGGAGGGUUACAGCUUGAGCAGUCGAAGAAACAUAGCACUUCGAAAUGAUUCUCAGUCAUGCGGUGUGCUCUACUCCAAAGCUCCUACUUAUUUCUGUGGGCAAACAUUAACAUUCAGAAUUGAAACUGUGGGACAGCCAGACAGACGAGACAGCCUCGGAGUGUGUGUGGAGCAGCAGAACGGCUAUGAUUCUUUGCAGCGGGAUAAAGCUGUGUGCAUUAGCACAAAUGGGGCAGUAUUUGUAAAUGGAAAAGAGAUGACAAACCAACUGCCUGCUGUUACUUCUGGAUCAACUGUGACGUUUGACAUGGAAGUUGUGCAGUUAGGGCCUUCCAGCAAUGAGGGAGGGAACUUCAAGCUUCGAGUAACCAUUAGCUCUAACAACAGAGAAGUGGUCUUUGACUGGGUACUUGAUCAAUGCUGUGUCUCUUUGUAUUUUGGAUGUUCGUUUUCAUACCCAGGCUGGAAAGUUUUGGUGUUUUAGCAGUGAGUGAAGGGAUUUUUGUUCUUGCUAUAAAGUGUAAUGUUAAAACCUGGGUUUCCAGCUGUUUGACAUCAACAAUCUGUUAACAAAAACCUGUCUUUAUACUACUUGAACUCCACUAUAUUGUACUUCCUGCUGGAUUCAUUUAAAAAAAAAAUAAUUGUGAAACAUUGGAUUUGUUACUCUGGAAAAAGUUAGAAACAGGCAUUUGUGUAGGCAAAUUAAUUUAAGCAGUCCAUAAGCCCUUUCCCUUUUUUCCUCCAGACUUGAUUUUUGUCAGUAUUUCAUUGUACUCUAGUCUCAGGGUACGUGUAUUCUGUAGAAUUAACUUUGCUUAAUGCUGCUGCUCUGUGAAAUAAGCCUGUAAACAUUUAGGGGGGUGGUAAUGGACCAAAAUUUUAUUUAUACCACUCAAAAAGAACAAAGUAUUUAGAGCAGUGAUAUCCUGCUAUGCUUCCUUGUACACAAUGCUGCCUUAAUAGUAUGAAUGGAUAGUGGGUUCUGCAUGCAACAGCCAUUUCUUCCAUGCAUGGUACUGUUCAUUCCUCCAGAGCAAGGAUGUCUGAGCCAUAAUGUCUGUUUAAAUAUGUAGCCAGUCUGUUAAUGUCUCACUUAAGUGCCUUAUUUUGAGAUAUUUCUUGAACUGUUUUCUGUGUUGUCACUUGGAAUAUAUUUUUCUAGAGUAGUUGCAUAGUGAUGCUUACAUCAACUUAAUGCAGAUGCUUGCCUCAAACUAGACCAAUACCUAGAGUAGGACAGUUACCCUUAUCUGCUCUGCCUUCCCUAGUUAUAUUUACUGUGUAGCCUAUGUCAGAGCAAGUCUUAGCGAUUUAGUACUUAGGCAUGACAUGCAGAUUGGCAGCCAUGAUUCCUCACAGAGCCCUUCUAAGACUUAGAGACAACCUUCUUUCUAUUGUCCAACAACACAGACAAGGGAGGUGCUGUUCUGAUGUGCAGGAUUCCUGGAAAUCCCAAUAGCUACCUGGGAACACCUUGCAUUCACGUGCAAUAGCACAGGUUUAUGGUCUGAGGACUGGGGACAGACUAGGCUGCCCAAGCAAGCUGGGACUGCUGCUGGAGAUCCACCUUGGGAGGUAAUGGAGAUGGGCUUCAGGCAGACCCUGCUGGCAGAGAUUUAACCUGCAGCAGUCAAAAUGUAGCAGAUGGUGGUAAUUUAGCUGUCUCCUCCAUGUAAUAGGAUGGGAAAAGAAAAUAUGAAUUAAUUGACUUUGAAUGCAGAAGUUACAUAAAGUUACCACUAUUUUCCCUAAGGAGCAACUAAGAUUUAUAAUGAGCUUAUCAAAGAGAACCUAUUCCUGGUCAAAAGAUUGCAAUACUACUGGACUUAAAUAUUUUGAAGUAAUGCUUAUCGAGGGCCUUCUUACCUCAAAUUCAAUUAAAUAUAUUUUAGCAUGUUAGAAUAGCAGUAUUUUUAUAAAGCCUAGACAAUCAUUCUGCCCUUUUUCCUGCAGUGUCAACAUGCUACAUUAGCCCUCUAUGCUAGCACUAAAAGCUUAAUUCACAUUGGAUUAUUAUCCCCCAUACUUACAUUAUCAGUACAAAAAGAUUAAUCGUCCUUGCCUGCGUUUUUUUCCCCAGGCAUCUGUAGUAGGGGUACAAGAAUUUCAGAAAAGGCAAAUGGCUGUUGGUAUUUACAACAUUUACAAGGAAAAAAAAUUGUGAGUAGAUUCAGAUGGAUGCAAAGAACUUGCACAUGGCAGAGUUAGGGUGGAAUUUACUGUAAGACCUGAAGUGAGGAAGACUGGGCACCUGCAGGUAAGAUUAUCCACUGUUAGCAACAAAAAGCCUGCAGUAUUCUCAGUUUUUCAAGCUUAACUAUUUCACUGUUAGGGAGUAAGAAAAUACUAGCUUAUCCUGUACUUUCAGUGUUCCCUUGAAUUAUCCUGUGAAGAGUAUUUUCAAUACUUCUAAAAUACGUUUCUUUUCGUGUAGCCAAGAAGGUUCACUAGAUGAUCAAACAGUAUCAGUCCUGUUUAGAGAGGGUCAGGCUGGCACUCUAGCUAGCAGCCAACUUAAAUCUUGCUCCAUUUAGUAGUGCUGGUAAUGUCACUUACAUACUUCAGGUACUACUUGUAACUUAGUAUUUUUACCAUAUGGAAACUAAAAUUGUGAGUAUCUACACUUCUGAGGUACCAACAGCUCAGGUACCUUUUCAUCUGCUUUUGGAGGGGCUAGUCAGACUAUUGAUUCUGCAGGAUAUUUACUUGCAUGUUAGAAAAUAAAGCUUAAGCCUUGAAUUCAGGUACUUCCAGAGAUGGUAAUGCCUUGUCAGUUUGUUCAGAAUACGCAUACAAAGCAGCUUAAGAUGACUGUGAAGGGCCACUGGAGGCCCCUACUGCGCCCCUUGAGAGCUGAGGAUGGCAAGAAAGGAAAGAGUUUUUCUGACUUUAGUCUUUAGCUGUACAUUGAACAAGGGCAGCUUGCCAGUCGUGGGUUGGGUAUGGUUGGGGUUUUUGCCAUUUUUUUUAAACUUAGCAUAAGCCUAGCUGUCCAAAUUGCAAAUUAGGUACUGUUCAACCACCUCUUGGAGCUGCACCUUUUAGACCUGGGAGGGGUGAAGAGUCUCAGGGCAAGAGACCUGAGUAAGAAAGUAUGCAAAGAAGCAGAAGAGGCUUGAAUUAAAAAGGUUGAAAUUCUGUUAUUCCACAGCAGAGUUCAGCUAGAUAGAAAACUUGACACUUCCUUUACAAUUUUUCACCUCUAGCUCUUGGAGCCUUGCAAGCAACAGAGUGUUAACUGCUUAUGAAAUCCAAUCCUGAAAGUUGUUUUCUUAAGCUAGUACAUUCACUUACCUCAACUAAGACUUAUGUGUCAAGUGAAAUUUGAAUUUUUUUAAAAUAAAGUUUUAUCCCUCAACCGUG
Messenger RNA from Harpia harpyja (harpy eagle), 4280 nucleotides. RefSeq names its product cytokine receptor like factor 3 (gene CRLF3). The record is from RefSeq and is a predicted model, not a curated record. Lineage: Eukaryota; Metazoa; Chordata; Aves; Accipitriformes; Accipitridae. The transcript has 8 exons. Gene Ontology annotation, molecular function: protein binding. Bases 73 to 1398 code for a protein of 441 amino acids.